AUGACGUACAACCCUUUGCUGGUGGCGUGGCCAUAUCAGGAAGACGUGGUGGCCAGUAGUAGAUAUUCCGCAACCAAAUCCGACCCUUCCGCCUACCCAGACGCUCACUAUCGGAUCAUCUCGUCACACGUCAACGCCACCCACUGGGAGGUGGCCAGUGUGUGCUCGGGCUGCAGCCAUUGGAGCGAGGUGCCGGGCGAGCCGGUGCUGUCUGUGCCGGUCGGGGGGUCCGCGACGCUGGCGUGGGCCGCCAGCACCAGGUCCAUCCCCAACACGGCCAGCAACACGUCCGCCACGAGCUACCACAACAACGGGGGUUUCUUCUUGGUUGAUCUCGGCGCAGCGAGGGUUGACGAAGAGGAGUGGGCGCGGUUGGUUGCUGAGGUGUAG
Molecule: messenger RNA, 390 nt
Organism: Pyricularia grisea
Lineage: Eukaryota; Fungi; Ascomycota; Sordariomycetes; Magnaporthales; Pyriculariaceae
Exons: 2
Coding region: 1-390 (129 amino acids)
Source: RefSeq, a predicted model, not a curated record